Messenger RNA from Lytechinus variegatus (green sea urchin), 1334 nucleotides. RefSeq names its product zinc finger CCHC domain-containing protein 12-like. The coding region runs from base 69 to 1334 and encodes 421 amino acids. Gene Ontology annotation, molecular function: zinc ion binding; RNA binding. NCBI's taxonomy places the organism in Eukaryota, Metazoa, Echinodermata, Echinoidea, Temnopleuroida, Toxopneustidae. The transcript has a single exon. The record is from RefSeq and is a predicted model, not a curated record.
UCCAAAUAAUUUGGCUUUGCCUUUUUAGGAAUUUGUUUUAUUGAUAAGCAUAUUUGGUAUUUAACAUAAUGGCUUCGGUAAAGGGAGACUGUGUUGUUUUAGUUAAAUGUUUGAAUCCUAAUACUACAGUGGAAAAAUUACAGGAACUUUUGUCCCAAGUAGGUGAAGUAGAGUACAUAGAGUUUGGGAGGGACUCCUUAACUGGAGAGAGUACCGGGAAUGCUCACUGCGCUUUUGAAAGCAGCAGCGGAGCUGCAAAGGCUAUUGAAGAAUUGGAUAAGAAUAUCUUAGAUGGGGAAACCAUCAGAGUGAUGGAAAUUCCCAAGUCAAACUUAGUGUUCUCGGUGAAGUUAGACAGUAGGCCUAAUAAUAGUGAUGAUAAUCAGCCGAUAUACAAAUCCCAAACAAUUCUCCAAAAUCCCCUCAAACUGUCAAUGUUUUCGGGUGACCCCAAACCUAAGGGGGGUGAUGUAACUUUUGAAAUGUGGAAGCAUGAGAUUGACUGUCUGGCUACAGAUGAUAGUUGCAGCCCCAUUACACUUGCACGGCUAGCAAGGCGCUCGCUGCGAGGGGAGGCAGGGCAGCUAGUCCUGAAUUUAAAUGUAGAUGCAACUGUUGAAGAGAUAGUUAGUAAAUUAGAGGGAUUCUAUGGAACUGUAGAGUCUGGGGCAGUGUUGCUCCAGCAAUUGUACUCGGCUCGGCAAGGAAACGAGGAGUCAAUAACUGCAUGCAGUGCCCGCCUGCAGUUGGCUAUUGAUGAAGUAGAACAUAGAAAGGGGGUCUCACCUAAUGCCACAGAUGAAACUCUGCGAGUGGUAUUUUGGAAGGGUUUGAAAAAUGAGUCCCUUAAACAAGCAAUUAGGCACAAAUAUGAGAUUGUUAGAACUUUUGAUGAGUUAGUGAGGGUAGCUAGGCAAGCUGAACAGGAGCAUGAAGAUUUUCAAAAAUUCCACUCCAACUCCCAGCGCUCACGCCCAAAUCGAGUAGGGGUAAAUGCUACUAACUUAAUAGAUAACAAGCCGGACUUAAUAAAGGAGCUGAAAGAAAUUAAAGAUAAACUUAAGGAAAUGGAAAUGCAAGCAGCUAGCAAGGAAAGCAUCAAUAACUCAAGCAGACCUGUCCGUCCCCGUGUCCCAAGAGGACCUUGCUACAACUGUGGACAACCUGGCCACAUUGCCCGAGAAUGCCAAGCUCCCCUUCCUCCUCCCCAGGCUUUCUUCUCUUCUACACCUCCCCCAUUGCUUCCCCAGCCUUCAGCUCAACCUAUUACCCCUCCCCAAAACAUGCAUGUCCCUUUAAACAGAGGGCGACCUCUGCCAAGGGGCGGGCAGUAG